Molecule: messenger RNA, 2304 nt
Organism: Ectocarpus siliculosus
Lineage: Eukaryota; Phaeophyceae; Ectocarpales; Ectocarpaceae
Source: the annotation of a GenBank genome assembly
AUGGAGAAGCAGCUGUUUGCGGCGGUGGACAUAGUGUCAACGGUCGGGGAGUUCGUGGACGACAAUCAGUACCUCUUCUUUGCCUCGGUUUCCCGAGGAUGGAGGGAUGUCUGGGGCAAGCGUCCGACGGUUACAAAGGCCCUGACGGCCGACACGUCGGUGUCGCAGCUCUCCCUCAGCUUCGAGUGCGGCCUGAGGCGGACAGCCGCGGUCUGCGAAACCGUCGCGGGGCUCGGCAGACUGGAUCUCCUGCGGAGGGCGAGGGCCAUGGGGUGCCCGUGGAACGAGAACACGUGCUACGUUGCUGCGAAGGCGGGACACCUCCAUGUCCUCGUUUGGGCCCGCCAGAACGGGUGCCGUUGGGGGCGCAACACUGCCAUGGGCGCGGCGCGCACUUCCGUCGAGGCUGCGGAAGGAGGCCAUGUUCACGUGCUCCAGUGGCUGAGGGGCAAUGGCUGCGCUCUGGGCCCGAGCACCUGUGCCGGGGCUGCAAGAGGCGGCCAUCUUCGUGCCCUUCAAUGGCUUCGAGAAAAGAGGUGCGACUGGAACUCCGACACCUGCAUGGCAGCCGCUUCCGGAGGUCAUUUGGGAGUUCUUCAAUGGGCGAGGCUAAACGGAUGCGUUUGGGACACGUCCACUUGCUGGGCAGCCGCGCAGCAAGGGCACCUGGAGGUGCUUCGCUGGGCCAGGGCUAACGGGUGUGGAUGGGGUCCUUCCACCUGCUGGGGAGCCGCGAAGGAGGGUCACCUAGGUAUCCUCCAGUGGGCGAGAUCGAACGGCUGCGUGUGGACAUCGGGCACGUGCUGGGGGGCUGCGAGGGGAGGCCAUUUGCACGUCCUUCAGUGGGCCCGCGCUCAAGGCUGUGCUUGGAACGCUACAACCUGCUGCGGCGCUGCCAAAGAGGGCCAUCUUCAUGUCCUGAUAUGGGCGAGGCAGAAUGGUUGCCCGUGGGAUUUCAGGACCAUCACGUACGCCGAAAAGGGUGGUCACGACCAUGUGGUUAGGUGGGCGAGGGCGCACGGACUGUGACCCCCCCCCCACCCCCCGUGGCAAUGCUCGAGAGCAACCGAAAAUGAUUUCCAUUUUCUCAGGACUCGGGGGUUAAAUCACAAAAAUCAUCACCGCGUGGUUGGGUGGACCCGGGCGCCUGGGCGAUAACUUCCUCCCUCGUGGUCUUGUUCGAGACUACCCCAACGAUUAUGGAAUGUAACAGUUUUUUUCAGGGUUCCACAGAUCAACGAACAACCCAGACGUACGUGCGUUUGUGGACGAUAUUUGGGAUUGUGUAUGCAAGGGUUCAAUCUAUAUAGGAGUCCAGCUGUGAACAGACUGUUUUUUAGGUGCUAGAAAUGGGCUGCGUGUGUCGUUAUUAUAGGAGAUCCAGUGGGGGGGGGUACCAGGACGUUUGUUCUGUCAUUAUUCAGCUUGUAGAUAUUGUCGUUUUCGUGCCGAGUGAAGUUUGGCUGCAAUGUACUUAUUUGAACACGCUGGCCUGUAUAUAUGGAAGAAGUUAUUGUUGACAGUUGUCGUUGAAUUUAUUCGAGUUCGGAUUGAGGCUACACUAAAGCGUUUCGCUCGUGCACGUCGGCAAUGCUUGGUCAAAUAAGCCCCUGUUUCUGGGCGCCCCCCCUGCGGGAAGUAUCCGGGGCAUAUCUUGUAUAUACAAAGUACGUAUCGCAAUCGUGUCUGUCUUUCUUUUUGCUUCGCUAGUGGACACCUGCUAUAAUUGUAUACGCGAUUGAUUGGCGUUGGUCGGGUGUGCCCUACAGUAUCUCAUGCCUAUCCCGCCGUUUGUGAGGCGGUGGUAGUCUCCGUUUUUUUAUGCUACAGGCUUCAUGAUUUUCCUUGGGCUAUGUGUGCCGUGUGGAGUUCAUGACAGGCCCCAACCUCUCGUGACAGGGGGGGGGGGGGGGGAGGUAGGAAAGACACCGGAGGUAGCUGCUUGCAUGCUAAGGUUGCUCGCAGGUUCGGUGCUGCUGCUGUUAAAAAAAUUGUGCGUGAAGCCCGCCCCGAUGGUAAAUCUCCGACAUAGAAGUCUGGCAGGCUCAUUGCAGUUUUGCACGCUGGCCCUCUCCUAUGAUAUCUUUUUGUGAGAACGUAAAACGAGGCGUUGUGUGGUGCGUAGCGUUCGAGCUGUUGCUAGUGUAGACGAGAGUGUGACUGGUGUGGGUCGGUGUUUUGGGUUCAAAGAUUAGUGUCGCGGGGCGUACGUACUUACUUUGUGGAUUGGAUUUUUGUCUUUUUUCCCAAUCCCCGACACCGACCGGUGAAUUGUAGAGUACUAAGAAAGGUCGCCCACCAAUC